AUGUCUGAAAAAAAUCAAUUUCAAGUUGAUCAAGCUCAACAAGUUCAUGAAAUUAAUGAUAAUGGUUCAAGUUCUGAUAUAGUUAAAGAAAAAACAAAUUUAUCAGAUUCUGAAAAAGAAACUCCAUUAUAUAUUAAUGAUGAUACUGAUACUUCAUCUCAACAUAAAGUUUAUCAUUCCAGAGGUGUUCAAAGAGCUGAAAAUGUUAAAGUUUUGAUGGAUUCAACUAAAAAUGGUAAAUUUUUUAGAAUUAUUAUGAGUAUUUCCCUUUUAAUUUGUGCUUGGGUUUAUACUUUAGAUUCUUCAACAACUUAUAAUUAUGGUCCUUAUGCAACUUCACAAUUUAAUAAACAUUCAAUGCUUUCAACUUUACAAAUUGCAACUAAAAUUAUGGGUUCAGUUUGCAAACCAAUGUUGGCUAAAUUUUCUGAUGUUACUUCAAGACCUGCAACUUAUAUCUUAGCUUUAGUUUUAUAUACUUUAGGUUAUAUCGUUGUUGCUUCAUCAAAAACAAUUAGUGCUUAUAUCAUUGGUGAAGUAUUUGUUGCAAUUGGUGGUUCAGGUAUCUCAUUAAUGAAUUCAAUCAUUGCCGCUGAUUUAACUCCAUUAAAAUAUAGAGGUUUAUUAAUUGGUAUUUUAGGUUCUCCUUACUUAAUUACUACAUGGUUUUCAGGUUUAAUUGUGGAAGCUAUCUUGGGUCGUGAUCAUUGGAGAUGGGGUUAUGGUAUGUUUGCCAUUAUUAUGCCUGUUGCAAUUUCUCCAGCUAUUAUUAUUAUGAUGUGGUUAGAUAAUAAAGCUGAUAAAUUAGCUAAAGAAAAUGCUAAAUUAAAUGCACCUGAAACUUUAAUUUCAACAGAAUCAAUUACAUUUACUCAAAUGACAAGACAAGAAAAAUUAAAAUUUAUAUGGCAACAAACUUUAGAAAUUGAUUUAAUUGGUUUAAUCUUGAUGGGUUUUGGUUGGUCUCUUUUAUUAUUACCAUUUUCAUUAUAUAAGAAUGCUGAUAAUCAAUGGAAAAAUCCUUCAAUGAUUGCCAUGAUUGUUGUUGGUGGUAUUUUUUUAAUCAUUUAUACAAUUUAUGAAUUUACUUGGGCUCCUUAUCCAUCAAUGCCAAAAAGAGUGUUAAUUAAUAGAACUUUUAUGACUGCAGUUUGUGUUGAUUUUUUCUAUAUGUUUGGUGGUAUGUUGAAAACUUUAUAUUUUUCUUCAUAUGUUUAUGUUAUUAAAGAUUGGUCAUAUCAAAAUUGGACUUAUUAUAAUAAUACAAUGACUAUGGGUCUUUGUUUCUUUGGUGUUAUUGUUGGAAUUAUUCAAAGAUAUACUCAACGUACUAAAUGGUUGCAAGUUUUCGGGUUAGCUCUUCAAAUCGUUGCAAAAGGUAUUGUUUUCUGGGCUCGUUAUGAUAAUGCUUCAACUGCUGCCUUAGUUUGGGUUCAAUUAUUAAUUGGUAUCGGUGGUGCAUGUUCUGUUGUUGGUUCACAAGUUGCAUCUCAAGCUUCAGUUCCUCAUCAAGAUACUGCAUUAGUUAUUUCUCUUUUAUCACAAUGGUCAUCAAUUGGUAAUGCUAUUGGUUCAGCUGUUGGUUCAGCAAUUUGGUCAAAUAAAGUUCCAUAUUAUUUAAGAAAAAAUUUACCAUCAUCAGUUACAGAUAAAGAAAUUGCAGGAUUAUUUGGAUCAAUUACCAAGAUUCGUAAUUAUCCAUGGGAUUCAGAAAUUAGACAAGGUGCAGUUAAAUCAUAUUUUGAUGCAGUUUAUUAUUUAUAUAUCCCAGCAUUAGGUAUUGCAUUUAUUCCAUUAAUUGUUGCAUUAUUCCAAAAAAAUUUCUAUUUAGGUGAUCAUCAAAAUGCUGUUGAGCAUAAAAAUGUUGAUCCAAGAUCUGGUCAAAAACCAACUGGAUUUUUUGGUAAAAUUAAGGCAUUUUUCGAUGAACCUUUAACAAGAACUUAUGCUUAG
Molecule: messenger RNA, 1953 nt
Organism: Hansenula ciferrii
Lineage: Eukaryota; Fungi; Ascomycota; Saccharomycetes; Phaffomycetales; Wickerhamomycetaceae
Product: Siderophore iron transporter
Exons: 1
Coding region: 1-1953 (650 amino acids)
Biological process (GO): transmembrane transport
Molecular function (GO): transmembrane transporter activity
Source: RefSeq, a predicted model, not a curated record